Molecule: messenger RNA, 1478 nt
Organism: Williopsis jadinii
Lineage: Eukaryota; Fungi; Ascomycota; Saccharomycetes; Phaffomycetales; Wickerhamomycetaceae
Product: putative Xaa-Pro dipeptidase
Exons: 1
Coding region: 37-1416 (459 amino acids)
Molecular function (GO): metalloaminopeptidase activity; manganese ion binding
Source: RefSeq, a predicted model, not a curated record
UUUCACACUUGAGCAAUGUUGAGGGCAAUAUCAACAAUGACUAAGUAUCCAGCUCGCCAGCAUGCUUUAAACGUCAAGAAGCACUUAAAAACAAAGAUCAAAGAUCUUUCGGACUAUGCGUUGUUUCUAAGCGGUUCAUUCCAGGAGAGUUACAAGUACUCCGAUACUGCAAAGGUCUUCAGACAAGAGAGGUACUUUUACUAUCUGACCGGGUGUAACGUUCCAUCGUCUCAUGUCUUCUAUGACUUGAACAAGGAGGAAUUGAUUCUUUUCUUGCCGGAGAUUGAUUACGAUGACGUUAUGUGGUCUGGAAUGCCCUUAUCUCUCGAGGAGGCACAGAAGAAGUUUGAUGUUGAUAAAGUGCUGUACGAACGGGACAUUGAUAACUAUUUGGUGAAGUACGACAUCAACUUGACUACGGACAUCAACCAGUCGAACAAGAAGUACUCGAACUUCCUGAAGCAGUCCGACAAGAGACUGUUCUAUGCGCUUGACGAGUCUCGUUUGAUCAAAGACGAUUACGAGAUCUCACUUAUGCGCAAGGCGGCUCAGAUCACUGACAACUCACACCUGGCGGUGAUGAGUGCGUUGCCAAUCGAGACAAACGAGACCCAUAUCCAUGCUGAGUUUGUCUACCACUCGAUCCGCCAAGGCUCAAAACACCAGGCUUAUGAUCCUAUCUGCUGUGCAGGUCCAAACUGUGGUACUCUUCAUUAUGUCAAGAAUGACGAUUCCAUGGAGGGAAGAAGCAGCGUGUUGAUCGAUGCCGGAGCGGAGUGGGAGAACUACUGUGCGGAUGUCACCAGAUGCUUCCCCAUCAGCGGCGUAUGGACUCCAGAGCACAUCGACAUCUACAACGCUGUUCUGGACAUGCAGUCCCAAACCAUGGCGAUGAUCAAGCCAGGAGCGUCUUGGGACGAGAUUCAUCUCAAGGCACACAAGGUGCUCAUUGAUAACUUCUUACACCUGGGCAUCUUCAAGGGCGACAAGGACGAGAUCUUCAAGAGCCACGUGAGCACCGCAUUUUUCCCCCAUGGUCUGGGCCAUUUGUUAGGCCUGGAUACUCACGACGUUGGUGGGUAUCCAAACUACAACGACGCAGACCCCAAGCUUAGAUACUUGAGACUGCGCCGUGAUCUACAACAGGGCAUGGUCGUUACUGACGAGCCAGGUAUCUACUUCAGCCCAUACCUGAUCGAGUUGGCAAUGAAGCAACCUGAGCAGGCAAAGUUUAUACAAACAGACGUCGUCGAGAAGUAUCUACCUAUCGGCGGUGUCAGAAUCGAGGACGACAUCCUCGUCACCGCAGAUGGAUACGACAACCUCACCGGCAUCACAAGUGAUCCGGAUGAAGUGGCCGCUAUAGUGCAAAAGGGUCGUUCUAGAGACCCAUCCCAUUUCCACAACGUUGUUUAGGCAGCCUGUUUAGUCCAGUCUGUUUAGUCUUAGUAAGCUGAUUCUAGAUCACACUGCCAAUU